GCGGCGAGCAGAAGUGGCGUUGGUCUGGCUGGAGCCCCGGGGUGAAUUUGUUAGGCGCGAGAGGGAGUGAUGUCUUCCAGGCUCGGUGCAGGACCCGCCAGCCUCUAUCCAGACAGGGUUUUCAGAAUGGGGAAGAUGAAGGCUCUGGUGUUGUCACCUGUCCUAGGAAGAUAGGACGGCACACUUUUCCUAAAAAAAAGCCCUGCCUCCUUCGGUUUGAGACUUCGGGACCCACAUCCUUUAAGCAGCAGAGGAGCACGAGGAUCGUGGGAACUAAGACUAGCAGGACCAAGUGCUCCAUAAAGGAUAACAGUUUCCAGUACACUAUUCCUCACGAUGAUUCCUUCAGCGGCUCAUCAUCUGCCUCGUCAUGUGAACCAGUAAGUGAUUUUCCAGCAACCUUCCGAAAAUCUACCUACUGUAUGAAGAUGAGAAGGAUCAAGCCAGCUGCUACUCCCCAUGUUGAAGGGUCAGGUGGAGUAUCAACCAAAGGAAAAAGGAAACCCAGGCAGGAAGAAGAUGAAGAUUAUCGAGAAUUUCCUCAGAAGAAGCAUAAGCUGUAUGGGAGGAAGCAACGGCCUAAAACUCAGCCUAAUCCCAAAUCCCAGGCUCGUCGUAUUCGGAAGGAACCACCAGCUUAUGCAGCAGGCAGUUUAGAGGAGCAAUGGUACUUAGAAAUUGUGGAUAAAGGCAGUGUCUCUUGUCCUACCUGCCAGGCAGUGGGGAGGAAGACCAUAGAGGGCUUAAAGAAACACAUGGAAAACUGCAAACAGGAAAUGUUUACUUGCCAUCAUUGUGGGAAACAACUUCGUUCACUGGCAGGGAUGAAGUAUCACGUCAUGGCAAAUCAUAAUAGUUUGCCCAUUUUGAAGGCCGGAGAUGAAAUAGAUGAGCCAAGUGAGAGGGAACGGCUCCGAACAGUUCUAAAGAGACUGGGAAAGCUCAGGUGCAUGCGUGAGAGUUGCUCUAGUAGCUUCACCAGCAUCAUGGGAUAUCUGUACCAUGUCAGAAAAUGUGGCAAAGAGGCGGCGGAGCUGGAGGAGAUGAUCUUGAAGUGUCACCACUGUGGGAAGCCGUAUAGAUCGAAGGCUGGGCUUGCGUAUCACCUGAGGUCAGAGCAUGGGCCUGUCUUUCCAGGGUCAGGACAGCCAGAGUGCUUAAAAGAGAUGAGCCUGGAGCCAAAGAGUGGGGGCAGAGUUCAGAGACGUUCUGCCAAGAUAGCUGUGUACCACCUGCAGGAGCUGGCCUCUGUGGAACUGGCCAAGGAAUGGCCUAAGAGGAAGGUUCUUCAGGAUCUGAUACCUGAUGACCGGAAGUUAAAAUACACUCGCCCUGGGCUACCUACCUUCAGCCAGGAAGUACUACAUAAAUGGAAGUCAGAUAUCAAGAAGUACCAUCGUAUUGAGUGUCCUAACCAGGGUUGUGAGGCUGUCUACAGUAGUGUAUCUGGCCUUAAAGCUCACCUGGGCUCUUGUACUUUGGGAAACUUUGUGGCUGGAAAAUACAAGUGUCUUCUAUGUCAGAAAGAAUUUGUGUCAGAGAGUGGUGUCAAGUAUCACAUCAACUCUGUCCAUGCUGAGGAUUGGUUUGUUGUAAACCCAGCAACAACCAAAAGCUUUGAAAAGCUGAUGAAGAUAAAGCAGCGGCAGCAAGAAGAAGAAAAGCGGAGACAGCAGCACAGGAGCAGGAGGUCUCUGAGAAGGCGGCAGCAGGCUGGCAUGGAGCUUCCUGAGCCAGCAGAGCUGAGUCUUAGAGCAGGGAAAGAUCAGAGGAGGAAUAACGAGGAACUGCUAGUGUCGACCUCCUGUAAAGAACCAGAGCAGGAACCAGUGCCAGCACAGUUCCAGAAAGUAAAGCCCCCAAAGGCUAAUCAUAAACGAGGAAGGAAAUAGGCAGUCAGUGUGAGAGCGCUCCUCGGAGAGUGGAUGGAUGCUCUUGUCACGGGGACCUGUGCUGGAGGACUGAGUUAUGGGGCUGAGUGAAGAGAAAUGUCCUCUUUCAGUUGUUUGUGAAAAGCUACAACUUUCUCAACUCUUUUCUCCUGUAUAAAUUUCACUGUUUUCCCUGCUUAUUCACUUUGACAACCUCCCUUCCCCAACCCUUUUUUGGUAGGUUUUCCUGCUAUUCCUCAUUGGAGUCUAUUAUUUUUCUCUUAUCUUGCCCAAAGAGCUCCCUCUUAAGGCCAACCAUAGGCCCCUCUUGUCCUGUACAAGACUAAGAAAACUGGUUGUUCUUUUCUUCCUGGGGUGUAGAAUGUUCUUGGAAGUUCUAUUGAUUUAGUAGUCUCCAUCGUCAAGUUUAUAAAACAAUUCCACAUUAAAUUUUUAAAACCAUACUGAUUAAUCAUUUUGUAUUUGUGCUAUAACAUGCCUAGAAGCUAGAAUAAGAUUACCCUCUUUGGGAAACAAACUUUAUGGAGGUUGUUCUCAAUAUGGUUUUAGUAUUGAAAGAAAGAAUGGGUUUAGGAUGAAAAAGCUAGAACUUCCCUACACUAAUUCUACUGGGAAGUGUUUUGUCUGCCCCAAGUAGCAGUGACUAACUAGACCCACAGGCAUAAAAAAGCAGCCUUAGGACUAGUAUGUACCAAACAUUAAAGUGGCGGGAAAGAAGAAACUAGAAGAAGCAAUAACUACUGCCUCAACUUCCCUGGCGCUUGAGGCCUCCUCAUCUGUCGUCAUAAUCGGUGCCCUCCUGAAGUUUGUUUUGUCCUCUCGGUUCUAAGGAUUGAGAAAUAACCAGGUUGAUUGCCCCUGAUUUUUUUAUAAGAAUCCUAGUGUUCCUGGUAAUGCCACUAAGAUCAGUAGCCAAGACACUCGUUCGUUCUCUCCUGGACUUGACCUCACUUGCUAGUCUACACCCCACUAAGUCCUCAUCCCUCCCUUUAGUCAACCUCUGUCUGAAUUUUCUGAGAAUAUUGCUGUCUAUCCUCUUUUAUGUGUGUUCUAUCGUCUUUAAUCUUGAGACUUUGACACCAGAUACCGAUAUUUAUCUGGAGUUGGAAAGAAAAAUUCUUUUUCUGUACCUCAUGUCUAACUGAUGUCUAAUGGGCUGUUAGAUGUUUUGAAAUAAGUGAAGGACAUGGUAUAUCCACUGUACAUUGUCAUUUGCAGUUGUGCUCUUAGAGCCCUUUCAGUAGAUGAGGAUUGUCAGGAAGAAGAAAUGAAGAAGCUAUAUUAAUUUGUGGUAAGACUUGGGAAAUGUUUGGCAAUGACAAAAGAAAUAAAUGACUCUUAGAUUGA
Messenger RNA from Myotis lucifugus (little brown bat), 3239 nucleotides. RefSeq names its product zinc finger protein 512 (gene ZNF512). The record is from RefSeq and is a predicted model, not a curated record. Bases 423 to 1892 code for a protein of 489 amino acids. The transcript has 15 exons. Gene Ontology annotation, molecular function: zinc ion binding. Lineage: Eukaryota; Metazoa; Chordata; Mammalia; Chiroptera; Vespertilionidae.